This is a messenger RNA of Arxiozyma heterogenica, 885 nucleotides long. It is a transcript of the gene RTT102, whose product is annotated as Rtt102p. Gene Ontology annotation, cellular component: nucleus; RSC-type complex; SWI/SNF complex. The record is from RefSeq and is a predicted model, not a curated record. The transcript has a single exon. Lineage: Eukaryota; Fungi; Ascomycota; Saccharomycetes; Saccharomycetales; Saccharomycetaceae. Gene Ontology annotation, biological process: chromatin remodeling. The coding region runs from base 1 to 885 and encodes 294 amino acids.
AUGAAUACAUUAAUUAAUGAAAUCAAUCAAUCAGGUAAGUUUGGUGUUCCUCUUGAUAAUGAGAUACACUGGACUUUUGAUUGGUAUCAACCAAUAAAACCAACUAAUAAUAAUAGCAGCAAUAAUAACACCAAUAAUAAUGAUAAUAAUAUUCAAUCUGCAAGUGACUUGUUCUUUGGAGUCAAAGACCAUGAUGGGUCAAGAACAAAUUUAAAUAAAUCAAAUUCAAAUCUGUCGUUAGCCGAUAGUAUCGUCCAGCAAAAGCAGCAGCAUCAUAGUACUGGGAAUAUGGAAGAUGGUUCAGUCGACAAAUAUCCAUUUGGUUUGAAGACUUGGUUGAAAUCAGCAAAUAGUGACUUCGAAAUAUUUAACUUUGAAGAAAAUAAUACUUUGAAAGCAUUGGAUUUAAAUAAGUAUGAUAGAGCACAAAGACUAAUCGAUGGUAAAGAUCAAAGAAUGAUUGCUUUAGAGAAAAACAAAAGAGUCAAGGAAGAUGGCUUAACUGAAAAGGAUAUUAGAGGUGCUGUUACAAAUGCAGGUUCUAUCCCAGGAUUAUCAAGUAGUACAGAUAGUAAUAAAAUAAUCACUACUAACACUACUGACACUAACACUAACACUAACACUAAUAAAUCUGAUGAAAACAGUGAGAUUACAGAUGAUAAUGACAAUAAAGCAGAUAAACAAAAUGAUUCAAAUAAACAAUUAGCAGACAACAUUAUUCCAAGUGACCGUGAGACAUCAAAUGAUGUAAAGGAAACAUCACCAGUGCAAGCUUCUAAUGCAAUGACAAAUGAAACACAGUCUGCAGAAUCAUCAGAUAAUGUAAAAACAACAAUUGAUAAUUCUGUAAAGACAGAUAAAGAAGGUGAUAUUGAAAUGAAAUAG